This is a messenger RNA of Grammomys surdaster, 1232 nucleotides long. Its product is annotated as cortistatin-like. NCBI's taxonomy places the organism in Eukaryota, Metazoa, Chordata, Mammalia, Rodentia, Muridae. Gene Ontology annotation, cellular component: extracellular region. The record is from RefSeq and is a predicted model, not a curated record. Gene Ontology annotation, molecular function: neuropeptide hormone activity. The transcript has 2 exons. Bases 795 to 1151 code for a protein of 118 amino acids. Gene Ontology annotation, biological process: regulation of cell migration.
CUGUGUUCUAAAGAAGUGUGCAAACUGUUUGCUGACCUGGGUAGUUUGGAAAGCCCUAGACCAAGAACUCUGCUAGUGUCUGUGUCACUGAGAUGCUGAGGACAGCGUCCAUGUCACUGAGAUGCUGAAGACAAUGUCUGUGUCACCGAGAUGCAAAAGGCCCUUGGUCCCUUCUCUCCUCACGUCCACAUCGGUACUUCAGUGAGUCAAAGGUCUGGCCCUGGGGCCGAGGGCAGUCUGGGACACACUCUGGUUCAUCCUUGCUCGUGACCUGGUGAACACGGGUGCUGGCCUGUGUCCCUGGGCUUCGCUGCCCCUGGUUUCGUUUACUCCUGGCAGAUUUAGACAUACUUGUUUUUAGCUCCUGGGGAGGGAGCCGAGCUAGGCACGUGCUGGGCCGAGCUGCAUCCCGGCCCGCCGACUUGCUUUCACAUGAGUAAGAUCCCACAUCAGCUCUAUCCAGGCCUAAUUUCAUAUUCUGUUAAAUCACUUGGCUUUGUUCUAAUGGCUUCCUGCUUGCCAUAGGCACAAUCACAAGGAAGCAGAAGCGCCUCAGAGCACGUGUUCUAAAAUAAGAGCAUACUCACUCCAAACCCAGGAAAAGUCCUGAGUCGCUAAUUAAGGGGCUAAAUCCAACCCCACAAAUGUUUCCGUGAGAGCUGAUUGCUCGGCUUGUGCGUCACCGCGGGAGUGUGGAGAGGCGUGCGAGUUUUCAGUGGACGUGUGCGGACCCCAACGCAGGUGGUGUAAGAGCUUAAAGUACCAAAGAAGAGACCCUCGUCCACAAAGCACAGAUGUCAGGUCCUCCGAGGAGGAUGGGUGGCCCCAGCACAAGAGGCAAGUGGCCGUCAGCCUCUGGUCUGCUGCUCCUGCUGCUCUGGGGGACCGCAGCCUCCGCUCUUCCCCUGGAGAGAGGUCCCACUGGCCAGGACAGUGUGCAGGAUGCCACAGAAGGGAGGAGGACCGGCCUUCUGACUUUCCUUGUCUGGUGGCAUGAGUGGGCUUCCCAAGCCAGCUCCAGCACCCCCAUCGGAGGGGGUGCCCCCUUGCUGUCUAAGCGGCAGGAAAGGCCACCCCUCCAGCAGCCCCCACACCGAGAUAAAAAGCCCUGCAAGAACUUCUUCUGGAAAACCUUCUCCUCCUGCAAGUAACCCCAGCUUGGCCACCCUGUGAAAUGCAACCGUGGCCUGAAUAAAGAGUAUCAAGCAGCACGGAGCUUUCUUCUUAAGUCA